This is a messenger RNA of Rosa chinensis, 954 nucleotides long. RefSeq names its product F-box/LRR-repeat protein At3g59200. Gene Ontology annotation, molecular function: protein binding. The transcript has 4 exons. NCBI's taxonomy places the organism in Eukaryota, Viridiplantae, Streptophyta, Magnoliopsida, Rosales, Rosaceae. Bases 1 to 954 code for a protein of 317 amino acids. The record is from RefSeq and is a predicted model, not a curated record.
AUGGGUUCAAACUCAAAGCUUUUUAAAGCAUGUAUUGAAGAUAGGAUCAGUGGAUUGCCAGAUGCAAUUUUUUUUCACAUUAUUUCAUUCCUUGAAACAAGAGAUGCUGUAAAGACCUGCCUAUUAUCUCAUACAUGGAACAAUGUGUGGACUUAUGUUCCGAAUCUAGAGGUAUAUGUAUCUUCACCGAAAUAUGACUCAGAUGAACAUGUGCCUCAACCCGGGUUUGUUGAUAGAGUACUUCUGUUCCGUAACUUGUCAAACAUUCAUAAAUUCAGUCUUAUCUGCCUUGGAAUCGAAGAUUAUUUUGAUCGUAUUGAUGCUUGGGUUUGCACUGCCAUUAGGCGAAAUGUUGUAGAACUUAAUCUUGAUCUUUAUACCACACCCUCAAAUUCCUACGAAGGGUGUCUUAAGUUGCCUACAAGCAUUUUCAUUUGCAAGACACUGGUAGUUUUGAAGCUGAUACUAACAGAUCAGGUUAUUGCUAUUCCUCCUAACUCGAGUUGUUUUCCAAGUCUCAAGUACCUUGAUGUUCAGGAUGACCCUUAUGCUACAGAUGGAGGGUAUGAGUACAAAAAUUUUGUUAAUGCUAAUGCUCCAAACCUUGAAAAGUUCAAUGUCGAGUACCUUUUGGCAAGCUAUUCUUUGAAGAAUGUAAAAUCGCUAAGCACAGUUGAGCUUAAAUUCAAAGGUCUGCAUGCGGGAGAGAACCUAUAUUUUGCUGAUCGUAUACAUAAGCUCUUUGCAGAAAUCGUGAAUGUCAAAUAUUUGUCAAUUUUAGCUUCAAUUGUGGGGAACAUCAAUUGCCGUGCUCAUGGCGCUCAUAUAGACGAUCCUGAUAAAUAUGAUUAUGAUUCUGACAAUUCUGACAAUUAUGAUGAAGAUGACUUGCAUGACCACAUGAAAUCCGUUUCACUUCUGAAACUCACUUGUGAGUUUGCAGCGCUGUAUUAA